AUCAACUUUUUACCAUCUAAUUAAAUUUCAUUCUCUUCUUCCAAGUGUUGCAUUUGAUAGAGGGGAUUAAUAUGGGAUCCAAUUUUGCACAAGCACUUUCUGCAGUGUUGCUAAUUGCUUCAAUGGUGGCAAUUAGCACAGCCAACAAGGAUUGGCAGCAUGGGAACUACACUGGCUGGGGUUUUAACCAUGGUCCAUACCACCUCAACAAGACAAACGGACCCAGCAAGAUUGUUGUGGGUGGCUCCGAAAACUGGCAUUAUGGUUUUAACUAUGCAGAUUGGUCUCUGAAAAAUGGCCCAUUUUACGUCCAGGAUACUCUAGUUUUCAAGUAUAAUCCACCAAACAACACCACACCUCCUCACAGCGUGUACAUGCUACCAAACCUUUGGAGCUUCAUAAACUGCGACUUAAGCCAGGCCAGGAUGGUGGGAAGUCCAACACAAGGAGGCGGAGACGGCGUUCAGUUUGUGCUCAAGAGCUGGCAGCCUUACUACUUCGCUUGUGGCGAGCACAAUGGUACACAUUGUAAAGACGGAAUGAUGAGGUUCUUCGUGUUCCCAAAGCUUCGCGGCUGGCAUUACUGAGAGUUUGAGAUGUACGCACUCUCAAGAAUAGAGAAAUAAGUACUGGCCGGAUAGUAGUGCAGACUGAUCUGGGGUGCGAUGGAGCUUAAUAACAAGUCGUUGGCAUAAAGUUUUGACAUAUUGUAUUUUACAUAUAUUUUUCCUAUUUGAUUAGUUAAGUACCUUUAAG
Messenger RNA from Rosa rugosa (rugosa rose), 756 nucleotides. RefSeq lists its product as uncharacterized. The transcript has 2 exons. NCBI's taxonomy places the organism in Eukaryota, Viridiplantae, Streptophyta, Magnoliopsida, Rosales, Rosaceae. Gene Ontology annotation, molecular function: electron transfer activity. Bases 72 to 587 code for a protein of 171 amino acids. The record is from RefSeq and is a predicted model, not a curated record.